CUGAUUUCAAACAGUAAUAAACAACAAACAACUCAAAAAAUCAUCGAAGUUGUGCUCGAGGGCAUCCGAAAAUUUCCUGUUUUAUGAAUUCAUUGACGCGACUAAAUAUAACUCACAAUAGGACCUGCAGGACCCUCAUUUCGGAAGAAGUCGCACACGGCUCACUACGUUCGGCGCAUCCGCACCCCAUUGGCUGGUCGGCACGUCCCCCAAAGCGCCAGCCAAUGAAGCGACGCAGAGCUUUGAAAGCUCCGUCUAGGAUUGGACCAUCCCGAAGGUUUCAAUUGAGCUCGUUAAAUAUAAAUUGACUAAAAUAAUAAUGUCAGAAGUCAGUUUAUCUGGUUAACCGAAGCCUGUAGCAAUUGUUCGAUUAAAAAAAUUAGUGCUAAAUUGAAAUAGAUUGCUCUGAUUGCUGCGAUCAAUUAAAACAAUGGAAGGUGCUCCGUUCGACGAUCAGACCUUCGGAGAUUACAAUAACCAGCCUCUUCCGUCGCUGGCCUCGACUUUGCUGAACAAAAAUCAGGAAAACCUCAAUGUGCACUCGAUCCAGGUGAUGCUGGGGCUGCAGCAGCAGCAACACGACAUGUUCGGCGGCAUGGGAUCGCCCAUGGAGUACAAGGGCUCCCCGCAGAAGAUGGAAGGGUCUCCUCCGCUGCACCACCAGGAGUUGGCAAUGUAUUCGCCGAGCUUGGAGAACGUCAACAACGGUGCCAAUGGGGUGAAGAGAAAGACCGAGGACGUGGUGCUGCUACAGUCGCAGAAUCUGAGUUCGAGCGAGAUCGGGAGCACGCAGGCGACGACGACCAAGAAGAACGACAAGAAGAAGAACGAUAACGGGGUGAAGAAGAAGAAAACGAGAACCACCUUCACCGCCUUCCAACUCGAAGAGCUCGAGCGUGCUUUCGAACGCGCCCCCUACCCGGACGUCUUCGCCAGAGAAGAGCUCGCCCUCAAACUGAACCUCAGCGAGUCCCGAGUCCAAGUUUGGUUCCAGAACAGACGAGCCAAGUGGAGAAAGCGCGAACCACCCCGCAAGACAGGCUAUAUCAGCUCCACGUCCCCCAGCUCAAGCAUCACGACCAACUUCAGCAAUCCCAUACCCUUCACCCAGCCGAACACCCUCACCACCUCCGCGCCAGUGGACUCGUGGAGCUACCAGUCAUCCUACGACCUAGGCUCCCAUCUCAACCUACUUAACAGCACGUCCGGCUCGUACUCCAGCUUCGGCUCUCCUGCCUCUUAUUCCAGCUUCGGCUCUGCCCAAAACAGCUACAGCUACAUGCUGAACUCGCACGAUAGUCAGCUGUUCAACGCUCCCAUCCGCGCGCACGAGUACUCCACGCCGCCAGCCAAUCACAGCCCGCCUUUAGGGCGAGAGUACUCGAUGCUGCAGACGCAUUCGCCUCCCGCUGACGAGAACUCCAUAGGCGUUAAGAUCGAGUACGUGGACCAUAACGUUCUUGGUCAGUCGCCCGAGUGGUACGAGAACGGAUCCCCGAAGCACGACCAGGGGUACCACGACGAUGGGAGGAUGAAGGAGUUGAAGCCUGAAGGCGGCAAUGGUGGACAAACGUAUGUUACUCUGCCCCCUUUUCGGAACUAGCCAAGCUUGUUAACAAGCGUUACUUUUAGAUAUAUUGACGGUUUUGUAAAUAGAAUAAGUAGGCUAGUAUUUGAAGAGGAGCACUAGGAUCAAAAAGUGUCCAGAGUCUGCUAGGCAGUUUCUUCCAUUUGCUCACUGAAGUGCCAGUGAUAUAGAGAUAUGUGUAAAUGAAGCUGAGGGAGCACUGUUAUCAAAAUAAUUUGUACAUAAAUUCGGAUUUUAAUAAUUCGUAGAUUAAUUAGACAAUUGAGGCAAGAGGUUUUUCUAAUGUUUUCAAAAUAUUCGGUAUAUUGUUUUAUCUAUAAGUUUUCAUAAUAUGAAUAUUUUCUUCUUGUGAAAUAUAACUUGAUGGAAGCAGCAUACUCAAUGUGUAAAUAUUUUGGAAUUUCAAUAAUAUCUCAAAUUUCAAACAGUUAAUUUCUAUAGGGAUUUUGAAAGCUGAAAAAUUUUUCAUACACAUAUACCAAUUUUCUCCCAAACGGACAAAAUUUAUAGAUUCAGAAAUUAAACUAUUUUUCUAUUGAGAGAAUUCGAUUCAAACUCACAAAUCAUCUAAAGGAACAAUUCGUUCAGGCCAGUCUUACCUCACCUACACAGUAGGUUCAUGAACUGAAACCUAUAGGAAACAACUAUUUCCCUGGCUUAUACCACGAAGGGUGUUGGAUUAUAUCCGACAGGUGUCAGAGC
Molecule: messenger RNA, 2290 nt
Organism: Leptinotarsa decemlineata (Colorado potato beetle)
Lineage: Eukaryota; Metazoa; Arthropoda; Insecta; Coleoptera; Chrysomelidae
Gene: repo
Product: reversed polarity
Biological process (GO): regulation of transcription by RNA polymerase II
Molecular function (GO): RNA polymerase II transcription regulatory region sequence-specific DNA binding; DNA-binding transcription factor activity, RNA polymerase II-specific
Source: RefSeq, a predicted model, not a curated record